AUGUCUGCCUCUGAGGCUACAAUGUAUGGAAACCAAUCCAUCUGCACCAAAUUCACUUUUGUGGCUUUUUCCUCCCUUGCAGAGUUACAGCCUGUACUGUUUGUUGUGUUCUUAAUCAUCUAUUUGUUUACUGUGGGAGGUAACCUCAUCAUUAUCUGCCUGAUUUGGAUGACCCCUUCUCUACACACUCCCAUGUAUUUCUUCCUGGUUAACCUCUCCUUUCUUGAGAUGUGUUAUAUCACUAGUGUGGUACCUCAGAUGUUGGUGCACCUGCUGGUGAAGAACAAGACCAUAAGUGUGGGAGGUUGUGCAGCUCAGAUGUACAUAUUUGCAAUCUUGGGCCUAACCGAAUGCUGCCUGCUAGCUGCUAUGGCUUAUGAUCGCUUUGUAGCUAUUUGUUAUCCACUGCAUUACACUAUCCUGAUGAAUCCUCGCGUAUGUUUGAAGUUGGCUGCAACAUCUUGGUUUAUUGGAAUAGUUGUGGAGUCAUGCCAGAUCACGUGGGUCUUCACUUUGCCCUUCUGCGGAACAGGGACAAUUCAGCACUUUUUUUGUGACAUAAUGCCUGUAGUAAAGCUGGCUUGUGUUGAUACUUCUCACAAUGAGAUUGUGAUGUUUUUUAUCUCUGUGCUUUUCAUCAUGAGUCCAUGUUUUCUCAUUCUGUGCUCCUAUGUGCGUAUUCUUGCCAACAUCUUGAAAAUUCCUUCAGCAGCUGGCAAACGCAAAGCUUUCUCCACUUGUUCUUCUCAUAUCCUGGUUGUUUCUCUAUUCUAUGGCACUGCCUUAUUCACCUAUUUACAACCCAAAACUGCCCACACUCCAGAAACAGACAAAGCAACUGCACUCAUGUACACAGUAGUCACACCUGCUCUGAAUCCUAUUAUCUACACAUUGAGGAACAAAGAAGUAAAGGAAGCCUUUCGCAGAAUAACACAGAGAAAUCCUCUUAGACAAGCAGCCUAA
This is a messenger RNA of Suncus etruscus (white-toothed pygmy shrew), 963 nucleotides long. RefSeq names its product olfactory receptor 10A2-like. The transcript has a single exon. Lineage: Eukaryota; Metazoa; Chordata; Mammalia; Eulipotyphla; Soricidae. Gene Ontology annotation, biological process: G protein-coupled receptor signaling pathway. Gene Ontology annotation, molecular function: G protein-coupled receptor activity; olfactory receptor activity. Gene Ontology annotation, cellular component: membrane. The coding region runs from base 1 to 963 and encodes 320 amino acids. The record is from RefSeq and is a predicted model, not a curated record.